Messenger RNA from Cyanistes caeruleus (blue tit), 5326 nucleotides. NCBI's taxonomy places the organism in Eukaryota, Metazoa, Chordata, Aves, Passeriformes, Paridae. The record is from RefSeq and is a predicted model, not a curated record.
UCUGUGUGCCGCCCUGUGGGCACCUGGGCCCUGGGCCAUGUGUAUGGAUGUGUUUGGAUGUACAGAUGUGUAUGGAUGUAUGGAGCACAAGGAUAAUGUCACACAUUCUGCAGGUUCUGUUGUCACAGGCUAUAGAGGCUGUUGCAGGAUGUUUGGGGAGCAGAGGGUUUGGAGUACUAGGACAGGAGUCUCCAGUGAAAGUGGUUUGCUGCUAUAGAGCAGGUGCUGGUCACGUCCUGGCAAACAGAAAACAAAAGGCUGUGGGUUUGCUCAGAACUACUCAAAAUUUCAUCAAAUGCAACUAGAAAAAAUGUGGUGGUAAUAAUCUUUAUUAGACUAACAUUUUCCCUUGCAAAUGUGACAUGGCAUCAGGUGUAUGUCUCAAGAUGUUGCUUUUCAGGAUAUAUUUUCAGGGAGGAGUGCAGUGCUCCCAAAGUGGCCCUUAAUUUCCCCAACGCAUGUUCAGUGCACCAGCCUUGCAGAGAUCCAGUUGUCCUCAGGCAGGGUGGCAUCUGAGCCAUGGGGACAGCUGGGAACACUGCUGCCACUUGUCAUUCCACCGUGUGACACGGCCCAGCAGCUCUGGAGGUGAGCACAGGUCACCAGGGUUGUCAGACUGGAAUAAAAGCAGUUUUGGGGGGCUGCAGCUUCUCCCCUCAGCCAUUGUUAUGUGGGUGUCUACUGCCUGUGUGUGGCACAGAGGCAAACUAUAAAUAACUGCAUGAGCUAUUCCUUCCCUCUGAUAUCAAGGCCAGAACUGCACAUCAGCUUUAUUCCUUCUCGUGCCAACCUCCCAGUUCACUGGCAGGCAAAGAUAUGGCCCUGACAUCCAGCAAUUCCCUCUGAUAAUUGUACCAAGGCUCUGCCAGGGCACUGCUGGUGCCCAUGGUGAGGACAUACUGGUCAGUACUUUUCCAGAUGCCACAAAGCUUCCUCAGGGGUGUGUGAUGAUGUGGCAUGAGCACAGAUGUAGUAAUAACUAGGCUAAGGGCCUUUAAGGACACCAGACAUUUUCUCCCUGUCAGAUAAUUAUCAGUCUCAUACCCAAGGGCACGUUCUCCAUCAGCUCACAAGUGUUUCCAUGAUUUUUGGUUAUUUUAUUUGUUCCAGGUCUGGAGGUGUUUUAUACUGUGACAAAACAUAAACUUAAUAAUCAUGAGGGAAAAUGUCAGAUCUUUUCCUCCAUUUUUAUGGAUUCCCUUUUGGUCUGGUGUGUCCAUUCCCAGGCAGACAAGUUUAUGUCUCUGACACAGACUGAGAUCAAGGAUGACCCUGAGAAGGAGUGGCCUGAAUCCUGCUCUAUCCCAGGUGCCCAAAGAGCAUCAAUCCUGCUCCAGCCCAGAUCCAGCUCCACACACACAGAGGGAUGGGAUCCCUGCAGGUAACACCUGCUGAACUGUGGGGAAAUGAUGUAAAGGCUUUUUCUUUGAGAUGCAGACCUGAAGAUACUUCUGCAGUGAUUUGGUUUUAUCCCCUUAAAGCAUUUUCACAGGUUUUCGGGAAACUUCUGUCAUAAAAUUCUCUCAUUUUUCUUAUUUCCACAGUACUGAAAACAAUCUUCUCCAAAGGUAAACGUUUUGGUGAAUGCUUCAGUAAAAUGAAAGGUGUGUUUUGUGAUACCAUUCACAGCUUUGAAGACCUCUGAGUUCAUGUCCUCAAAAGCAAGUGCAGGAGUAUUUUUGUUCAGGCUAUUUACACCCCAUCAGAGCUCAGAGCUGAGUUAAUGUUUCAUCUCAGGCUGCAAUAAAUUAGAUAAAAGAGUAUUUCCUCAUUCCCAGAGUUACCCUUUUACUUUGUUUGCACUGCUCCAUUUGCUGAUGCAGGAAAAUAACAUUGCUUAAUCACUUUUAACGACUGUUGAGACUAUUUUUAAAAACAAAAUAUAUAUCCGUACUGCAUUUCUUUUGCCGAGAUUUUUAAGAUGACCAAGCCUCAACCCAUGCUAAGUAAUGAGAGCUGUCUUCCUGCUGGCAAACCUACCAGCACUGUUUGAUAAGUGUAGAAAGAUAAACCCAUGUGAACUUCGGUGACUCUUCCACCUCAUUUUGUUUCACCCAUAAACAGGAAAGGCUUGUUUCUUGGACAUCAAUUAUGGAAAUUCAGAAGUGCCCUUUGGAGAAGCUUUUCAAGGAGGUCCUUCCCAGUGGAGAUACAUACAGCCACCUGACAGCUGACAAACCUGUGCCUGAGGGACUCUGCCAAGGAGCAGCUCCCACCCCUGCCAUGCUGGAGCUCCUGGGGAAGCACCGUGGCACCGAUGCUCACCUGUAACAGCAGAGGACAAGAGCUUCAGACAAGCAAAGCAAAUACAGAAACAAUCUCCAGACAUGUUCUGCAGAUAUUUUUCCUUCUUCAGUCUGUGUCUUUUCCUUCCAACACAAAGGAGCUCUCUGGGCCAUGGAUCCAGCUUGCAUGGUAGGGACACAACAUCCCUCCCUGGAUUUGAGAACCUUACCAUGGGGUACAACAAAUACCUCCGGCCCUACUUUGGUGGAGAGCCUGUACAAAUAGCAAUGAGUCUGGACAUUGCAAGUAUUUCUAGCAUAUCUGAAAGUAACAUGGAUUACACAGCCACCAUCUGCCUGCAGCAGCGCUGGACAGACCCUCGGCUGGUUUUCCAUGGUAACAAGAGCUUCGCACUGGAUGCUUGCCUGGUGGAGCUGCUUUGGGUGCCUGACACCUAUGUUGUGGAGUCAAAAAGGUCCUUCCUGCAUGAUGUCACCGUGGGCAACCGCCUCAUCAGGCUGUUCUCUAAUGGCACUGUCUUGUAUGCCUUAAGAAUCACUACUACUGUUGCCUGUAACAUGGACCUGUCAAAAUACCCUAUGGACACACAAACAUGCCAACUGCAGCUAGCAAGCUGGGGCUACGAUGAGAACGAUGUCACCUUCGCCUGGCUGAGAGGAAACAGCUCCGUGCAUGGCAUCGAGAAGCUGCGGCUCUCCCAGUACACAGUGGAGCGCUACCACACCCUGGUCUCCACGUCACAGCAGGAGACAGGCAGUUACCCACGACUGAUAUUGCAGUUUGAACUGAGGAGAAAUGUCCUUUACUUCAUUUUGGAGACCUAUGUGCCCUCCACUCUGCUUGUCAUGUUGUCUUGGGUUUCUUUUUGGAUCACACUGGACUCAGUGCCUGCAAGAACCUGCAUUGGAGUUACAACAGUGCUUUCUAUGACAACUCUGAUGAUCGGCUCACGAAGCUCACUUUCAAAAACCAACUGUUUCAUUAAGGCCAUUGAUGUUUAUCUUGGCAUCUGCUUCAGCUUCAUCUUUGGCGCCCUUGUGGAAUAUGCAGUGGCUCACUACAGCUCAUCACAGAAGUGUGCAGCUAAAGCACCAGAAGAGGGGCCUGCAAAUGAGCUGACUGAAGAAAUGGAACAAGUUAACAUCACCAACAUCCUCAACAAUUCCAUCACCAGCUAUAAACAGAAAAUCAGCUUCACAAGUAUUGAGAUUUCCAGCAAUAAUGUUAACUGCAGUGACUUGACCAUGAAAAGUCAUGAGAAAAUCAAGUGUGUCUUGAGAAACAAAAUGCACAGGAUUAUUGGUUAUUUCACAAUUCAGAAUCCUGGCAAUGUGGACCACUACUCCAAAUUGCUUUUCCCUUUGUUUUUCAUGGUGGUCAAUGUGUUUUAUUGGGCUUAUUAUCUAUAUUUUUAGUAGAAAUUAGUUGCUUCAUUCUCCUACUUCAGCAGGAGAGGAAUUGUAUCAGUGGGCAUCCAGCUACCUAACCUCAGUGAAUUCAAUGUGGACAAAAAGCUUCCUUGUGUUUCCUGAGGUACCCAUACCAAGUGUGUGAGGUGUGCAUGCAUCAGCAGCAAUGACUCUGACAGCAGCUGUUCAGCUGAGUGGCUGUGCUGGACUGCUCUGCUCAUAGCUGCAUUUCAUUCCACACCUCACCUGGCUGGAGAUGUGUGUGCAGGACUGCACUGGCAGCUACAGAGCACUGCAGGUGGCAGAAUAAUUUUGGUAGCUUAGAGCAGGUUGGGACCUUUGAGUUGAGAUGUCCCAGAGGAUGUAUAGGAUUGUGACUGGUUGUUUUUUUUGUUUGCCAGAGAGAACAGAGGGACUGUGAUUGCUACCUCAAUAGCUGCUCUGUUGCAGUGAGAGCCCUGAGGCAGCAGCAGGAGCUCAGUGCAGUACAGCACAGCUCCCGUGCAUGGUGCUGCUUUGUCCCGGGUGGUGCAGUGCCAGGACGGUGAUUCGGUACUGCACAGUGCUUUUAACAUCUGUCACUCACUGAGGUAACCCUCACUUGCUGAAGUUCUCUGUCCCUGAGACAGAUGGAGGGUUCUUGUUUGUAGAGCUGCAUUUUUUCAGAGAUUUGGGAACAUGAAAUAGAGGGACCAAAGUAAUUUUGUAACACAUCUCUUAUACUCUUCCUGCUGUACUGCAGUUGAACAGAUUCUAGCACUUUCCAUGUCUUCCUUACAAAUUAUUUGUUGUCCUGGAGAGUGUUUCCUUUGGCCUUCACUGCUACAAGCAGCUCUCACUCCUUGCCAGCCAUAGGCACAAGGGGCCUAUUUGUUGUCCCCUCCUUUAUGUGGCUGUGCAGCUGUGACAAUCCAGCAGUGCUGCUGGGUGAAAAACGUGUGGGUUGGGGUAGGCUAGUUUAAAUCACCCUUUCACCCUCUAUUUUAGGUUGAAAAACUGUUACUUUUUUCAGAAAAACCAUAUUCUAAGAGGGCUCUGGAAACUGCCCAAAGUCAUCUUUGUUUGUCCUGCAAUCAGCAGGAGCCAGAGUUUUCUUUUAAAGAUAAAUGAAAUGUGGAUGCACAGUUACAUUUGAGAACCAAAUGCCAUUGGUACUGUGUAACUAAAGAGUACUGCAAGUCUUUAUUUGCCGAUUGUAAAAUGAAUAUUUGGUGACAGAUUGCUCCACCCCAGCACCCUUUUUUUGGUCUGUGCUGCUUUCAUCACUGAGAGGGGCAAUCCUGCAGAUGUGUGGGCAACUGGAAUUGCCUGCAGCGGCUCCAUUCAGCAGAGUUCUGGCUGGGUGAGGUCUCAGUUUGCAAUUUGUUACAAUGUUUGCUUAGCUUAAGAAACUCUUCUUGGGGGUUCCUCGAGAAGGUGAGCAGAGCACGUGAAACUAGAUUUUUUACUUUAAUAACUUUUUAUUGAACCACUUCACCACGAUGUACUGUGAGGGAUCUAACCCACAGAUUCAUAAAUCAUCGCUUUUACGAAGAGCAGCACAAGGAGACAGAGGGGAACAGGCUGACAAUGGCAAGUGGAUAAAAACAAACUCCAAUAAUGAAGUGUUGGCUUGUAUAUACUGGCAUUUGAAGUCCAUUCCAUAAUAAAGUGAAUGUUUGUGAUAUGAA